This is a messenger RNA of Arabis nemorensis, 1173 nucleotides long. Lineage: Eukaryota; Viridiplantae; Streptophyta; Magnoliopsida; Brassicales; Brassicaceae. The record is from the annotation of a GenBank genome assembly.
AUGAGUUGGUGGUGGGCUGGUGCCAUCGGAGCUGCCAAGAAGAAAUUGGAAGAUGAUGAGCCAACGCAAAGCUACGAGAGCGUCGCUCUGAUCAUCGGCGUAACUGGAAUCGUCGGAAACAGCCUUGCGGAGAUUCUACCCCUUUCCGAUACUCCAGGUGGUCCUUGGAAGGUCUACGGCGUUGCUCGCCGUCCCCGACCUAGCUGGAACGCUGAUCAUCCCAUCGAUUACAUCCAGUGUGACGUCUCCGACGCUGAAGACUCCCUAUCCAAGCUCUCCGCUCUCACCGACGUCACCCACCUGUUCUAUGUUACCUGGACGAAUCGGGACUCGGAGCCCGAAAACUGCGAGGCGAACGGCACAAUGCUCCGGAAUGUCCUCCGUGCGGUUGUUCCAAACGCACCGAAUCUCCGGCACGUUUGUCUCCAGACGGGAACCAAGCACUACGUUGGCCCCUUUGAUGGUGACAAGAUCAGCAGAGUUCAUCAUGAUCCGCCUUUCACCGAGGAUAUGCCGAGAUUGCAGGCACCGAAUUUCUACUACACCUUGGAGGAUGUUCUGUUGGAAGAGAUCAAGAAGAAAGAAGGUGUGACCUGGUCCGUGCACAGGCCAAACACCAUAUUUGGAUUCUCUCCGUACAGUCUGAUGAACAUUGUAGGGACUCUUUGCGUCUACGCAGCCAUCUGCAAGCACCAAGGGUCUCCUCUGGUUUUCCCAGGGAGCAAGAAGGCGUGGGAAGGCUUCACGACAGCCUCGGACGCAGACCUGAUCGCCGAGCAGCAGAUUUGGGCAGCGGUUGAUCCCUACGCCAAGGACGAGGCGUUUAACUGCAACAACGCAGAUAUCUUCAAAUGGAAACAUCUGUGGAAAAUUCUCGCCGAGCAAUUCGGAAUCGAGGAGUAUGGAUUCGAGGAAGGGAAGAACUUGGGGUUGGUGGAGAUGAUGAAAGGGAAAGAGAAAGUGUGGGAGGAGAUGGUGAAGGAGAAUCAACUGCAGGAGAGGAAGCUUGAGGAAGUGGGUGUGUGGUGGUUUGCCGAUGUUAUACUCGGAGUCGAAGGAAUGAUAGACAGUAUGAACAAGAGCAAGGAACAUGGCUUCCUUGGUUUCAGGAACUCAAACAACUCUUUUGUCUCUUGGAUUGACAAGUACAAGGCUUUCAAGAUCGUUCCUUGA